Durusdinium trenchii is the source of this 710-nucleotide messenger RNA. The record is from the annotation of a GenBank genome assembly. NCBI's taxonomy places the organism in Eukaryota, Dinophyceae, Suessiales, Symbiodiniaceae.
AUGGCACCAGUUGGAGCGAGGGAGCAGGACAACCACUACAAGGAACAGCGAACCAAAGCUUUGGAGGACCUGCAGAGGGACUAUGUAGCCGCCAGCGCAAAGGGGCCCAGCGCCUCCUUGCUGAAGACCUGGGAACGCAUGCGCACAAGAAUGCUUGGAUCGACAGUGCCCGUGUUCCCACUCACACCAGACAAGAUGACGAAGGUGGCAGCGGCCUUCAAGGCCCUGGGGUACCGCUCCUACGCCAACUACCUGGCGAAGGCUAAAGAAACUCACAUAUCUAUGUAUGGCACAUGGGGACCUGAACUGAGUCUCGAGGCGAGACUAACCACGAGAAGCAUGACUCGAGGCAUAGGACCGGUCACGCAGCGGAUGCCACUCGACAUUGAGAAGAUCAUUGCGCUUCAGAAAACCGACCCACUGGGACCCAAUCCCGUGGUCGAGGAUGGGCCGUGCGGAGCCCACAAUCUGGCGGUGAUCGGUGUGUUCUUCAUGCUGAGAGAAGCUGAGGCGUCCAUGUUGUUGUACGGGAAUGUCAUGAUUGACACUCAUGGCCAGAUGGUUACGCUGAAGCUACCAAGCAGCAAGACUGACCCAGCCGCUGCGGCUGUGGACCGCUCAUGGGGAUGUGUUUGUGCAACUCACCAGAAGGAGGGAUGCCCCUACCAUACUGCCAUCAACCAGAAAGAGAACUUGCUCCGGAUUCAGAG